GAGGGGCACUUUUUUUUUUUCUCUCUCCCUCCCCCGCCAUCCCGCCGGGCUGUAGUUAACUUGGUUGCUAAUCUAAUGCGCGGUAAAGUGUUAAGACACGCGGGUUUGGCAGCGCCCAGGCGGUUCUGGCCUUGGCACAGUCCCUCGGUCUCCGUCUUCCCGUAGUAUCGCCGGGGGGUCAGGUCAUGACGCCUCCAGUUUGUGGGCGGUGAGAAUGAUGAAUCGCCUACUUUUUUGCCCUUGCGCUCAACCUCCCUCUCUUCCUCCCCGAAUAUCUUACGCCUCUUCACGACCAAACUCAUACACUUUUCCUUCUUCUCCAGUUUCGUUGCUUUCUUUCACCCUUCCUGCCUAGGCUCUCACCCUCACCAACACAAAACCCUCACAAUGGCUCAAAAAUCGCCCACAAUCGAGGUGACAAACCUCAGCUACAACUUCCAAGACUCGAGCUCCGGCCUCAAAAACAUCUCCCUCUCCGUCCCCUCCCGCUCCCGCACCCUCCUCAUCGGCGCCAACGGCGCAGGCAAAACCACCCUCCUCCGCCUCCUCGCCGGCAAGCGCCUCGCCCCGCAAGGCGGCAUCUCCAUCGCCGGCAUCGACCCUUUCAAAGACGGCCUCGAGGGCGUCACCUACCUCGGCCUCGAAUGGGUCCUCAACCCCAUCGUCCGCACCGACAUUGGCGUCCUCGAGCUCCUGAGGUCCGUCGGCGGCGACGCCUACCCGGACCGCCGCGACGAGCUCGUCAGCGUCCUCGACAUCGACACCGCCUGGCGCAUGCACGCCGUCUCGGACGGCGAGCGCCGCAGGGUCCAGCUCGCCAUGGGCCUCAUCCGGCCCUGGACCAUUCUUCUGCUCGACGAGAUCACCGUCGACCUCGACGUCCUCAGCCGCGCAGAGUUCCUGGCUUGGCUGCGCCGCGAGACGGACAUUCGCGACUGCACCAUUGUCUAUGCGACGCACAUCCUCGACAACCUCGCCGGCUGGCCCACCCACCUGGUCCACAUGCACCUCGGCACCGUCCGCGAGUGGGACACGGCCGACAAGUUCAUCGAGGGCCUCGACGGCUCCACGGGCAACAGCACCCUCGGCGAGCUGGUCCUCGGCUGGCUGCGCAAGGAUCUCAAGGACCGCGGCCCGAGAUCGCAGGCGAGGGUCGCGCCUGAGGGUAAGACGUAUGCGACUGGCGGUGUCGGAGGCUACGGCGAUGAGUCUGAUAAGCUGAAAUAA
Molecule: messenger RNA, 1227 nt
Organism: Colletotrichum phormii
Lineage: Eukaryota; Fungi; Ascomycota; Sordariomycetes; Glomerellales; Glomerellaceae
Product: ABC transporter
Exons: 1
Coding region: 388-1227 (279 amino acids)
Molecular function (GO): ATP binding; ATP hydrolysis activity
Source: RefSeq, a predicted model, not a curated record